This is a messenger RNA of Anguilla rostrata (American eel), 2169 nucleotides long. It is a transcript of the gene foxl3, whose product is annotated as forkhead box L3. Bases 302 to 997 code for a protein of 231 amino acids. The record is from RefSeq and is a predicted model, not a curated record. The transcript is spliced from 3 exons. Lineage: Eukaryota; Metazoa; Chordata; Actinopteri; Anguilliformes; Anguillidae. Gene Ontology annotation, biological process: cell differentiation; regulation of transcription by RNA polymerase II; anatomical structure morphogenesis. Gene Ontology annotation, molecular function: RNA polymerase II cis-regulatory region sequence-specific DNA binding; DNA-binding transcription factor activity, RNA polymerase II-specific.
GACGCCCCGGGUUCAGAGGUUCAUGCAAGCUGUGGGAGCUCGCCAAUUUACUCUGUUAUCAGCUCUUAACUACCUAGGGACCGAGAACCGUGGAGGGAAACGGGUUGUUCCAAAAAGAAACCGUCAUUUGGUCGGAGAGGUAGACUUAAUAGUGAACAGCACAGAGGUAACACAACAACUGAUUUCAAGGAAGCAACUAUUGGCCGCUCAAGCAGCCUAUGUAACGACGAGGCAAGGCAUUAUAUCAUAAUUAUAUAUGGAAAUAUCAAUACUGUCACCGUGCAAGUGACAUAGUCCAAUAAUGUUUGAUAAUUCGCAGUAUCCGUAUAACUGUUUCAAUUAUGACGGAGAUGGAUAUCCCACUUGUAGUACUGAGGAAGAGAAGAAAAUGUGCCGACCUGCUUACAGUUACAUCGCACUUAUCGCAAUGGCCAUUCAGCAGAGCCCAGAGAACAGAGUCACUUUAUCGGGCAUAUAUGAGUUCAUAAUGAAGAGGUUUCCUUACUACAGGUCUAACCAGAGAGCUUGGCAAAACUCUAUUCGACAUAACCUGUCCCUCAACAGCUGUUUCAUAAAGGUUCCCAGGACGGAGGGCAAUGAGAAAGGGAAAGGUAACUACUGGACAUUUGCCACAGGUUGUGAGUCCAUGCUGGAUCUCUUUGAGAACGGCAACUUUCGGCGCCGCCGGCGCAGGCGCAAUGUGAAGAUGGGCUUCCGGGAGCCGGCCGAGCCUUUCUUACCCGUGGACGGCCCGCAUGGGCCCGCGGUCAGGCAGCUGGACACCGACCCCUUCUACCCGACCGACCCAAGCCACAGGCAGGCCCAGCUCAACCCAUCCCUGGGAAAACCCGACUCGGAGAUCAAGUUCAGCAUCGACUACAUCCUCUCCACCCCAGACCCCCUCCCUGGCUUCAGACCCCCUCUCUGUAGUGCUCCGGGAGCUUCAGUUCACCUUCUGGAGCCGCAGCACCUCAAUCUGCACUUCUGGACAAUGUGACCCUAACUGCAGUCUGGGAGGCCCUAUAUUUUUUUAAGGGGGAACAGACCACUGGAGCCGACUCAGUCUGUUCAUCCUAAAGAUUCCAUUUUCAUGGGGAAUAUUACAGAUUUUUGUUCCGGGGAAAAAACGAUAGUGAAAUAUAGAAUGGACUUUCUCACUGUGUUCCUAAAGCAUCUCACAAAAGCAUAUUUCUGCGUGCUGCCUUUUAGUGGCCAAGCAGUUUAUGCAUUUGAAACUUGACUGUAAAAAUACAGUAUGUAUAUCUGAGGCUGGCCGUGUAGAUGAACAAACAAGAACUUGUGGUGUUGCUCAUAUUAGAAGGGAGAUGUCAGCCUGUGCACAAACAAGUUCAUACUUCUCUCUGCUCAGGACAGAUAUGGUUGGAAAUUACUGCAUGUUUCUCUCCUUCAUGCAAUGUAUCAAUCAAGAAUACUGCUGUGGCUAAGGUAGGCCUGACACUUACGGACAUAGUGAUCGUUUUAAAUAUUAGUCCCAUCUGCUUUUAAAAUUCUGCUUAUGUAGUUUGUAGGUUCUAAAGAGAAAAGAAUAGCACCAUUUCAAAUGGUGUAAGACAAAAGGUGUAAAACACUUGUACCAAACAAAUAAUAUGCAAAAUAAUCUGCCAUAAGGAUAUUCUGCAGCUUCUCACAUAUUCAUUUCACCUGGUCAGUUUCCCCUUUUGAUGUAAAUCUUUCCUUAACUGCAAAACCAGUUUCCAAAGGGUCUGCAGUGGCUACAUGAGUGAUGAAAUGUAGCAUUAUUUUGAGGUAAAGUAAUAAAAAAAAUCUGUCUGACAGUCAAGGGGAAAAAUCUAUAUGCCAGUAAAUGGCCUUUUUAUUGGGGAAUGGAUAAUGUCAUUUAAUGAGCUCUCCAGAAGUUGAUGUGCUUUUGCAAUAUUUGAGGCAAUGCUACCAUCAUCAUAGUUUAUUGUUCUGGAACCUGCAUGAUGUACAGAUAUGUAAAGCUCAACAUUUAGCCUCAUAGGUGUAUAUUAUCAAGUCACAAACAGUUUCAGUGAUGGAGAAUCAAUGUUAAUCAUCUAGUUCUGGAUUAUGGUGAAAAUAAUUAACAAAUCAUGUAAAAUGGACAAUGUGGAAACAAAAUCUGACUUCUGUUGUACUGUGUAUGAACAAUAAAACAAAUAAAGUCUUGAACAUUUGCACCAAGAA